CAAGCGUCAAAUGGAUUCGAGGCAAACAAGAGAGAUGCUCAAUUUAUCGGUACUUUUCGUUCAGUUUCAGUGAAACACACACGCAACUUGGAAAUUAGUUCAGAUGAUUCGAGAAGGAAUUAAUACAUAACACAAAAAAAACACACACAAAACAUAAACCGUAAAAACGAUUUUCCAAACGCUUUUGCAUUGCAUUUGAGAGUUGUGGAGUAACCUUUUUAUUCAAUCGAGAGUUCCCGAUUAACGUUUUUACUCAAUUCUAGACAACACACUUUACACACACACAAUGUCUGGUCGAGGACGUCGUCAACAAGUGGAACCAGCGCGUAAUCAAUACGGUGCCUGGGAUGAUCCACGCGUCUCGUUGUUUGCCACUGUGCCGCAGGAGCCGCUCGACGAUAUGUUGGGACGCAUGAAGCGCUUGCCGGAAACAAAGCGAAAACGUGACAUGGAAGCGCUCCAUGCCUCACCUUUGCUGCUGGCGACGUCGCCUUCGACGAGUCGCCUUUAUCGGGAGGUGAAAUAUCAGGUGCAGCAAAUAGCCGAUGAUCGGAAUCGGAACUAUCAUCCGAUACAGGAGCGAGAGCAUCAAUCGGCCAUGAUUGCCCAAACGAUGGCCGUGCAGAAUCGUCGUGAGUUCGCCGAGGCGAUGCGACGCCAACAGCUGAACGUGAAUUCGCAGAGAUUGCGUGACCUGCAGACGGAGAUCGAUCGGGCGAAGACAACGUUGAGUGUGGUGAAGCGACGCCACGAGAACGUCAAGACAAUGGGCAACGAGCGGGAGCGCAAAGAAGCCCAAGCGGCACAGGAGAAGCUCCAGAAGGGAAGCUGGCCGAGCAGCAAGCUGUGCAGCGAAAGGCACGUGAUUACAGUCAACAGCUGGUGCAACAGAGGCAGACAGAAGCGUCAGAAAGAUGUCUUGGCAUAUGCCGCGGAUCUGCGGCAGGAACUUGAAUGGCGUCACGUAAAGCGCAUCGAACUGAGGCGCAUGCUCGAUGAGUACUCGACGUUGAAUCGCAAUUUACGCGACAAGAAACCCGCAGAAGCCCACAAACUGGAUGUGAUUGUGCUGGAGGCCAUGGGGCCGGUGACUGCCAGCUUUUGCGUCAAGAGAUGCAGCGUCGUGCCGAUAGCAUUGAGCGGCGUCGCCUGAUUAGCGACGA
Drosophila sulfurigaster albostrigata is the source of this 1163-nucleotide messenger RNA. RefSeq lists its product as uncharacterized. The coding region runs from base 287 to 1153 and encodes 288 amino acids. NCBI's taxonomy places the organism in Eukaryota, Metazoa, Arthropoda, Insecta, Diptera, Drosophilidae. The transcript has 2 exons. The record is from RefSeq and is a predicted model, not a curated record.